Scophthalmus maximus (turbot) is the source of this 1147-nucleotide messenger RNA. RefSeq names its product aquaporin-1. The coding region runs from base 161 to 976 and encodes 271 amino acids. Gene Ontology annotation, biological process: hyperosmotic response; carbon dioxide transmembrane transport; renal water transport. The transcript has 4 exons. The record is from RefSeq and is a predicted model, not a curated record. Lineage: Eukaryota; Metazoa; Chordata; Actinopteri; Pleuronectiformes; Scophthalmidae. Gene Ontology annotation, molecular function: water channel activity; ammonium channel activity; carbon dioxide transmembrane transporter activity. Gene Ontology annotation, cellular component: membrane.
UCUAUAAUGCUCGAAUGUAGGAUGUGACACCUUGGCCAGCGCAUCUUUUUCCUGGUUCAACUCUUUCCCCCCUCCCCUCUCUGCACACUAACCGCUUCACUAUAAAUACUGAAGUGUGUGACAUGUUGGCUUUAUCACAGCAGAUACAUUAGAGGCAGAGAUGACAGAAAUAAAAACCUGGGUGUUUUGGCGGGCUGUGGCUGCAGAGUUUGUCGGUAUGUUGCUGUUCAUAUUCAUUGGUUUAUCGGCCAUCAUUGGAAAAGACCAGGGUAGGGUCCACGGGGAGACGGUUGCUCAGGAGCUGAAGGUCUCCUUGGCCUUUGCGCUGGCCAUCGCCACCCUGGCUCAGUGUUUUGGGCACAUCAGUGGAGCGCACUUUAACCCUGCAGUCACUCUGGGCCUGCUGGUCAGCUGCCAGAUCAGUGCCCUCCGGUGUCUGUGCUACAUCCUGGCGCAGAUGCUUGGGGCGGUUGCAGCAAGUGCUAUUGUGAAUGGAUACAGAUGCAGAAAAUCCUUUGGGGUUAACCAGCUAAAUAACGUGAGCACGGGACACGGCUUUGUCAUCGAGUUCCUCGCCACCCUUCAGCUGGUUCUGUGCGUGAUAGCUGUGACUGAUAAGCGACGGAGUGAUAUCAAAGGCUUUGCACCGCUGGCUAUUGGGCUGUCAGUGGGACUCGGUCACUUCGCAGCGAUAAGUUUCACUGGAUGUGGAAUCAAUCCUGCUCGCUCCUUUGGUCCGGCUGUGAUAAGCGGUGAAAUGAAGAAUCACUGGAUUUACUGGCUGGGGCCAAUGUGUGGAGGAACGGCAGCGGCUCUUAUCUACGAUUUCCUUCAGUAUCCACGAACACCAAACUUGAGAACUCGCGGUAACGUCCUGCUUCAUGGUCAACAAGAUGAAAACAAUGCUGCUGAAAUAACUGGCGUCGACAACGACGACAACGGCAGCCCAGGGCCAAGUCAGUGGCCAAAGCACUGAAGUGCAUGCCACACUUUAGCUUUCCUGUCUGUCGGCACCGUAAUAAACAGCAAUCAAUCCGCAAAUAUACUUUUAAAAUGACGUUUCGGUUGCAUUUUUAUUUUUGUAUUGAGUGUUUUUUCAAUGAUUGUCUCAUGCGUGAAUGUCUUAUAAUAAAGGUCAUUCAGUGUC